AUGGAUCUAUCACGUUCAGCCACCUGCACCGUCGCCGCCGUCGCCGUCGUCUGCCUCCUGUUGCCGCGUCCCUGCGCGCCGGCAGGCGACCAGUUGGCCGUCGGCGAGCUGCUCUUGCCCGGGAAGUCCGUCGUGUCCGACGGCGGCGCCUUCGCUCUAGGCUUCUUCGUCCCGGACGAUGCCACCCCGGCCAGGCAGUACCUCGGCAUAUGGUACAACAACAUCCCCGGCCGCCCCACCGUCGUAUGGGUGGCCAACCGGGAAACACCAAUCUUCGCCAACCGUACUUCCUCCUCCUCCGGCCCGGCCCCGGCGCUCGCGCUGGCCAACGACACCACCCUCGUCCUGUCCGACGCCUCCGGCGGCGUUCUUUGGACAUCCGGCGUGUCCUCCGUGGGUAGCUCGUCCUCGUCCUCGUCCGCCGUGCUUAAGAACGACGGCAACCUAGUCGUCCGGUCGCCGAACGGGACCGCGCUGUGGCAGAGCUUCGACCACCCGACGGACACCCUCAUCCCGGGCAUGAAGGUCCGGAUGAGCCACCGGACGCUGCGGGGUGACAUCUUCGUGUCGUGGAAGUCCCCCGGCGACCCGGCGCCGGGAAGCUUCUCCUACGGCGUGGACCCCGGUACGUACAUCCAGCUGCUCCUGUGGAAUGGGACGCGCCCCUACUGGCGCUCUCCCGUGUGGACGGGGAUCGCCGUCACCACCAACUACAUCGGUGCUGGCACCGUCAUCUACACGGCGGUUGUCGACACCACCGAGGAGAUCUCCACGGCCUUCACUGUCUCCGACGGCGCCUCGCCCACUCGGUACGUAAUCACCAGCUCCGGCGAGUUCCAGGUCUUCAGCUGGAACGGCACCGCGUCGGCCUGGGCAACGCUCGACUCGUGGCCAGGGUCCAGCGGGUGCAGCCGGUACGGCUACUGCGGCGCGUACGGGUACUGCGACAACAUGGCGGCGGCGUGCAGGUGCCUCGACGGCUUCGAGCCGGUGAACGCGGCGGAGUGGAGCGACGGCAGGUUCGAUCAGGGCUGCCGGCGGAAGGAGGCGCUGCCGCCGUGCGGCGUCUUGGAUGGGGCAGGCUUCCUGCCGAUGCCGAGCAUGAAGGUGCCGGACAAGUUCUUGCUGGAGGGCGGCAACCGGAGCGCGGAGGAGUGCGCGGCGAGGUGCGCGACGAACUGCUCGUGCGUGGCUUACGCGUACGCCGACCUGCAAAGCAGCAGUGCCAAGGGGGAAGUGAGCCGGUGCCUCGUCUGGGUCGGGGACCUCAUCGACACGCAGAUGCUCGACGGGCGCAUGGCUGUCAACGGCGAGACGCUCUACCUCCGGGUUGCCGUUGCUGUAGCUUCCAGAGGAAGAAAUGCAAGCAAAAACGCACUGAAAAUUGUGCUGCCGGUGUUAGCAAGUGUCCUGAUGCUCACCUGCAUUUUCUGUUUAUGGUUCUGCAGGUUCAGAGACAAGGGAAGAAGAACCAAUUCAACAGAGAGCCAAAACAAGCUGACCGCGUCUAAUUGGAAUGAAAUGGGCCAAGUAGAUCACACUGAAGACCUUGAGUUUCCAUGCAUACGGUUUGCCGACAUUGUUGCCGCCACACGGAACUUCUCCGAAACAUGCAUGAUCGGACGUGGAGGCUUCGGCAAGGUUUACAAGGGAACAUUAGACAGGGGUCAAGUGGUUGCUAUCAAGAGGCUGAGUAAAAAUUCAGAUCAAGGGGCAGAGGAGUUCAAGAACGAGGCCAUGUUGAUCUCCAAACUUCAGCACAGGAACCUGGUUCGUCUCCUUGGCUGCUGCACCGAGGCAGCAGAGAAGUUGCUCAUCUACGAGUACCUGCCCAACAAAGGCCUGGACACCAUCCUCUUCGACAGUGCAAUGAAAUCGGUGCUAGACUGGCCGACGCGGCUGGGGAUCAUCAAGGGCGUGGCGAGGGGGCUCCUCUACCUACACCAGGACUCUCGGCUGACGGUGAUACACAGGGACCUCAAGGCCAGCAACGUGCUGCUGGACGCGGAGAUGAGGCCCAAGAUAGCGGAUUUCGGCAUGGCCAAGAUUUUCGGUGACAACCAGGUGAAGGCCAACACCAAGCGCGUCGUCGGAACAUAUGGCUACAUUGCUCCCGAGUACUUGACGGCGGGCGUCUUCUCCGUCAAGUCCGACGUGUACAGCUUCGGCGUGCUGCUCCUGGAGAUUGUGAGUGGUGUCAGGAUCAGCUCUUCCGAUGGCAUCAUGGAGUUCCCGAGCCUUAUUGCCUUUGCAUGGAGCUUGUGGAGGGAAGGGAAGGCAAGAGACGUGGUGGAUCCAUCCAUGGCAGGGAGCUGUUCAGCUGAUGAGGCAUUGGUCUGCAUCCACGUCGGGCUCCUCUGCGUUGAGGAUGAACCAAGCAGGAGGCCGCUCAUGUCAUCCGUCGUGUCCAUAUUUGAGAACGGAAGUGUGUCGUCCAUGUCGCUCCCGACGCCGAUCCAGCCUGCAUAUUUCACAAUGAUGGAAGAGAGGAGAGACGAUACUGUGAACACCAGAAACACAAUGACCAUGACGAUUCUCGAGGGAAGGUAG
Molecule: messenger RNA, 2550 nt
Organism: Triticum turgidum subsp. durum (durum wheat)
Lineage: Eukaryota; Viridiplantae; Streptophyta; Magnoliopsida; Poales; Poaceae
Source: the annotation of a GenBank genome assembly